GUUCAAGACACGCCAGUACCUGGUCCACUUUACAUUCACAGACUCUAAUUACCCUGCUAUGGCGAAAGAAGGAGUAAAGCAAUACUAUCAAGCAAAGAUAGAGGAAUGCGAGCUUACUAUAAAUGAGAAAACUCAAAAUCUUCGUCGUCUCGAAGCGCAAAGAAAUGCAUUGAACGCGAAAGUACGACUACUAAGAGAAGAAUUGCAGCUUUUGCAAGAACCUGGCUCAUAUGUUGGAGAAGUUGUAAAAGUCAUGGGAAAGACUAAAGUCCUUGUCAAGGUCCACCCCGAAGGAAAAUAUGUUGUUGAUAUUGGCUCUGAUAUCGAUAUCUCAACGCUCACACCCACUGUUCGAGUAGCGUUACGUAACGACUCAUACCAGCUUCACAAGGUUCUGCCUAAUAAGGUCGACCCACUUGUUUCGCUCAUGAUGGUGGAAAAGGUGCCCGAUUCCACUUAUGAGAUGGUUGGAGGUCUCGAAAAACAAAUCAAGGAAAUUAAGGAAGUCAUUGAACUUCCAGUGAAGCAUCCCGAAUUAUUUGAGAGCUUGGGUAUAGCACAACCAAAGGGUGUCUUGCUUUAUGGACCUCCUGGAACUGGAAAAACUUUAUUGGCAAGAGCCGUAGCACAUCACACAGACUGUCGAUUCAUUCGUGUAUCUGGCUCAGAGCUUGUACAAAAAUAUAUCGGUGAAGGAAGCAGAAUGGUGCGCGAACUUUUCGUCAUGGCAAGAGAGCAUGCACCAUCAAUCAUAUUCAUGGACGAAAUCGAUUCAAUUGGUUCGGCCCGUAUCGAGAGUGGUGGUGGCGGUGACUCUGAAGUGCAGAGAACUAUGUUGGAACUUCUUAACCAGCUUGAUGGUUUCGAGCCCACCAAGAACAUCAAGGUUAUCAUGGCUACAAAUCGCAUAGAUAUCUUAGAUUCUGCAUUGCUUCGUCCUGGACGUAUUGACCGAAAGAUCGAAUUCCCUCCACCGAGCGAAAUUGCUCGUGCCGACAUUCUCAAGAUUCACUCCCGUAAGAUGAACCUGACAAGAGGAAUCAACUUACGAAAAAUUGCAGAGAAGAUGACUGGAAGCAGCGGUGCAGAAGUCAAGGGUGUGUGCACAGAAGCUGGCAUGUAUGCUCUUCGAGAGCGCCGUGUCCAUGUCACCCAGGAAGAUUUUGAAAUGGCCGUCGCCAAGGUCAUGAAGAAGGAUUCAGAUGCAAACACUAGUUUAAAGAAGCUCUGGAAGUAGAUGGAAGAUAUUGGAUAAAACUGUUUAUACAUGGCACAAUAAUGAAAUGCUUUUUUUUUGCGAGCUCUUUUUUCUUUUCCUGUUGCUGCUGUCGGGAUCGU
Molecule: messenger RNA, 1338 nt
Organism: Umbelopsis ramanniana AG
Lineage: Eukaryota; Fungi; Mucoromycota; Umbelopsidomycetes; Umbelopsidales; Umbelopsidaceae
Exons: 6
Coding region: 59-1237 (392 amino acids)
Biological process (GO): proteasome-mediated ubiquitin-dependent protein catabolic process
Cellular component (GO): proteasome regulatory particle, base subcomplex
Molecular function (GO): ATP binding; ATP hydrolysis activity; proteasome-activating activity
Source: RefSeq, a predicted model, not a curated record